This is a messenger RNA of Heterotrigona itama, 709 nucleotides long. The record is from the annotation of a GenBank genome assembly. NCBI's taxonomy places the organism in Eukaryota, Metazoa, Arthropoda, Insecta, Hymenoptera, Apidae.
AUGAAAGUUUGCGAGAAAGUCAAAAAGAAGGGAACGACAUCGUACAACGAGGUUGCGGAUGAACUUGUUGGAGAGUUUACUAAUCCUGCUCAUAUAAAUUCUUUGACAGAUCAGCAAUAUGAUCAGAAAAAUAUUAGAAGACGUGUAUAUGAUGCUUUGAACGUUUUAAUGGCAAUGAAUAUUAUUUCAAAAGAAAAGAAAGAAAUCAGGUGGUUAGGUUUGCCAACCAAUUCUCUUCAGGAAUGUCUGGCACUUGAGAAAGAUAAAAAGAAGAAAAUCGAGAGGAUUAAAGCAAAAACACAACAAUUGCAUCAAUUGAUUCUCUCGCAUAUCUCCUUUAAAAAUUUGGUGGAACGUAAUCGUGCCAAUGAGAGUCUGCGUGGCCCACCAAAACCAAAUUCUGCCAUACAGCUGCCAUUCCUGAUUGUGAAUACUAGCAAAAAGACUGUCAUAGAUUGCAGCAUUUCAAAUGACAAAGUUAGCGUCUGAUGAUUUGGAAAAGUUUAUCCCAGUGACCAUUCCUGGACCAAGUACCUCAAUGGAAGACCUGGAUACAAAAUUGGAAGGCUCUCGACCUCCUUCAUCUUCUCAUACUUCGCUUUCAGAGGAUGUUUUAUCGCCACCCUCGCAGUAUUAUUCCGAGGAGGAAGACGAGGAAGAGGAAAGUGAUCAAGACGACCAAGCCGAUAGUGAUCUCGAAGUUAACUAG